Molecule: messenger RNA, 7381 nt
Organism: Fopius arisanus
Lineage: Eukaryota; Metazoa; Arthropoda; Insecta; Hymenoptera; Braconidae
Gene: stum
Product: serine/arginine repetitive matrix protein 2
Exons: 8
Coding region: 279-3044 (921 amino acids)
Biological process (GO): sensory perception of mechanical stimulus; proprioception; taxis
Cellular component (GO): sensory dendrite
Source: RefSeq, a predicted model, not a curated record
UGGUCGGUCAGUCAGAAGCACCUGAAACGGUCAAGCAAGCGCCUGAGAACUCAGAACGGUCAGAACGCCUGACCAAGUUGGGUCGACACCACUCAAUCCACUUACUCUCUUCAUUCACUUCAUUCAUUCACCCAGUGACACCCCUAAUCCCAAAAUUGACAUUUAUUUUUCUACUCCCUUCCCCUUUCACUCACCCACAGCACAGAUAGUGCAACAUUAAUGAAUUAUUAUUAAAAAAUAUCUAUGGUGCGUUAUUGUGUGGUGGUGCUAGGAGCAGAAUGACAACAAAGUCAAAGUCACGGAGAAAUGGAAUGAGACCGGAGACAGACGUGGGCUUCCGGUUGCUAGAUAGUGCCAACAUCAACAACUACUAUUUGAGUGUUGUUAAUUAUGAGCCGCCAGAACCACCGAGGGCACCCGAGCCUUACAAGCUCGCAUCCUCGACAAUGGCACGUGCACAUAGAAAAUCAAGUUUUGUUAUACUUGCUGAGACUGAGGAGGGAUCAGCCAAAUCGUCCAGUGAUUCGCCGACUCAUGGGGGGCGAUCGAGAUCGGCGAGAUCGACGAGAUCGAGGAGCCCUGUGUCACCAACCAGGCCAAUCAGGACUGGCAGGGCCUCACCCUUUCGUCCCAGGGGUUUCAAAGGACCGCCCCCCCAUGCUCAAUCUAGGGCCCCCAGCCCCCCGCCAAUUCUCCAACGCCGGAGAUUCGUUCAAACAAAGUCACUUUCACAAGGCAACAGCCCACGAAAACAAUCGCUGAUUCCUCAGCCACGUGGUGGUCUGACAACAAUCAAGUCGAAAAAUCAAAAGCCAGAGCGAGAAAGAUGGGAGCGCCGAGGUAGUAGAAAGUUUACUAAUUUGCCACGGACAAGUUCCCUCAAGACACCCCAACCAGUGAGAAGACCACUGAUCGAGGCAAGCCGCCAAGCUAAGGGAAAACCUCCAAAGACCAUGACGAAAUUGCCAAGACAGGCGCUGAAAUCCCCAACUAAAAUUCCCAUCCGUAAUUCCACCAACUCCAUUAACACUCGUUUCGUAAAGAUCUCCAAUGAUAACACCACAAAGAUUAAAAAACCAGAGAGCUUUCCGAGACAGCAGCAAACAUUGAACCAGCCAUCAGCCCCCAUUGUUCCAUUAUCAAUGAAGAACAUUUCAAAUCCCCCCGACUCAUCGCCCCUCGUCACCGACGACUCAGUGAUAAUGGGAGGACUCUCCGGAUACAGUGAUAGUAGUAUUAGAAGAACGAGGGAGGAAGAGGAAUUGGGUCUUGUGGAUUUGCUGAAGCAAUCCUCAGGGGCCAGUGGCACCUCCAGUGUUGUUAAUCUCACAACAACCACCGCCGUUCAGCCCCUCAGGAUCGAUGCUGCGACAAUUCUCCCUCAGGCAUCACCUGCUGAUGCACCACCUGAGAAAAAAGAGUUUAAUUCUCUCAUUUCACCGAAUCCCGCCCCCAAAAAAAUGUCUCCCUCGGUUGACAAAAGGGAAACCGAGAGGAGUCAGAUUGUCACUGCCGUGGCUUCAGUUGAGCCAGUAAAAGACGAAAAACUCCCUUCAAUCUCUCAAACUCCUCAGCCAUCGAAACCACCAGCAAAGCCCACCACCUCCAAGGAUAAUAUUAAACCUGAUAAAAAUGAGUCGAGCAAUCCGGUUGAUAUGGAGUCUGUGCAGAAUCCCCUGUCCUCAAAUCCCCAUGAUACGAGUUCUGUUGUCGUUGAUGAGAGCCAGAGAGCAUCGAAAGCUGGCUCUAAAGCACAGUCCAAGGCAGGAUCGAAGCCCCAAUCGAAUCGAACCAGUCCAAGGAGUGUCAGAGGUAAUGACGGUCCGAAGGAUAUUGAGAAGGGCGAGAGAGAGAGAGAGGGAUCUGCAACUGCCAAAAAUCAAUUGAGGAAUCAUGGGAGUGAGACGUCUUUAAAAUCCUCCAAAUCCAAUGGAUUGUCCACUGGAUCAGUUGAGAGCAUUCGCUCGACGGACACUGGAGUGAGUUUAAAUACUGUUAGGGGGGUACAUGGGGUCUCUUCGGCGAGGGAGAAAAGGGGGACACACAUGGUGAAGAGAGCCGAUGAGAUCGAGACACUCAGUGGGAAUGUCAUGCAUUUGGAGAGGGCUACGAGACCUGAAAACGGAGAACCUGCUAUUGUGGAGACCAGUGGACGAGUGGUUGGCGAACAGCAGAAUCUCACAAGACUUGGACGCUUCAGGAAGUGGAGGAAUUCCCUCGGACAGCGCUGGAGGCAACGGUGGAGGUCGUCGGGGAUGACGUGUCUUGGAGGGAGGGCCAAGGAUAAUCAGCGAGCGCAGGCAACCAAUUUGAGGGCCAAUUUAAGGAGUAAUCAGCCUACCAGGUGCGCUAGGUUCAGGGCUGCAUUAUCCAGGGGUUUCAGAUGGGGUACGAGAGUUGCACCAUCGGAACCCACCACCUGCUGUCGACCAGAAAGGACAUGUGGAUUUUUGUGCAAUCGGAAUUGGUGCAGACUGCCAAACUGCAGCUGUUUAAGCUGCAACUGCUGCAGGCGAUCCAGUGAGGAUGAACGAUCGAAAAAUAUACGUGCCAAACACAGUCUGACCAGUGUUGCACCUCCACCACUUUCCGAGGCGCAGAAGCCAAAACUUCCGGAUGUCCUUGUGGAGCACAAUUCAGUGAUGCGAGGGGCAAUUCCGUGUCUUCCGGUGCCAUUAGCAUGGUUCUGCCUCGUUUGGAAUGUUCUUCUACCGGGAACUGGUACGGUUUGGAGUGGUCUGUUUAAUUUAUGCGUUGGACAGCCUCGUUUUGCCCAGACUGCCAGUGGAAAGAGUCGACUCGGUGCUCUGAUUGUCAACAUAAUUGUUGGAGCGAGUCAGGCUUUUACGGUGUUAUUUUGCCUGGUUGGUUGGGGAUGGAGCAUCUGGUGGGCUGUCACUAUGAUUCGUUUAGCGAGAAAGUGGAAGCGUUUUAAGGCUGCGGAGGCAACAAAUGGUGAUCCUGAGGCGCGUGGUCCAGAGGGUGUCUUACCUGCACCUGGUGUACCCACUCAAGCACUGAGAGGUGUGGAAAGGGCUCGCUGAAACUUUUAAACACCCAAACAAACACAACACAACCUUCCACACUUCUUCCGUCAAGCUCUUUCUAUGCCUUUUUACGUGAAUAUUUGCUGAGUGAAGCGGUGAAACGUGAAGGAUUGAACUAUUCCUUUAAAUUAAUUCCAAAUUAACGUGAAAUUAUUCAAAUUGCUCUGAAAAAUUACCAAGUUUUCAGAUAAAAUUAUUUAAAAGCAAACGCAUUAUUGAUUGAAGACUACAUAUAGUUUCGGAUGAGAUGACAUUUUCAUCUGAUUUGAAUGAAUUAGUUCUCAUCCGGAGGAUGAAAUAAAGCACUCCAUUACUGACUCAUGACUAAUCCUAUCUCAUUUCACCACUCCACGACUAAUUUGUUGCUUUCAGUGAAAGCAUCUUCUGUAAAUAAGCAAAGUGCCCUUGACUUUUUUUUUACAAUAAUCUCAACAAAAAAAAAAGGAAAAAAUGAAUACACGCUUGAUAUUAUCAUUUCCUAGUGAAUGAAGAAUGAUGUAUCGUGUAGGUAAAUCUUGUAAAUAUUUGUUAAAAAAAAAACAGAAGAAAUAAAGGAAAAAUUGAAUAAAUUCAGUUGCAGUUAUCGAUAAAAACUCUCGAGUAUGAAUAAUCAUUCCUGUUGGUUAUCAUGUGGGUGUCAAUUAAUGAAUAUUAUAAGAGUAUGUAUUACAUGUUUAUAUAAUAUUGUUAAUAUAAUAUGAAUGUUACAGUGUAUAUGUUGGUACGGUUGCAUGUUCAUAGUACGGGUUAUAUCGUUUUUCAAAACUUAUUGUUUAGUUACACAAGAAUAAUAGUUGUUCACUAGUCGCUAGCAGCUAAAGCUUCAUUUGCAUUUCGUCAUUUAUUUUUGUCUUCACUUUUGUUGUUUAUCCCUUGAAAAUUCUUUUUGUUUAGUGUCACUGUCACUGUGUAAAUGUCUAUUGCAUCAUUGAUAUAUAUCAAUUAAAUAUUUGGCGAGUGAGUGUGACGAGUGAUUAAUAAAUGCCAGGUGAAUAAUCUUAGAAUGGUGUUAAUUCGUUAAAAUAAAAAACGGAAAUAAAUUAAAUCAUCAAAUGAACGGGAAGUAAAAAGCUCACAACGAAGAUAAAUAAGAUAAGUGAAUCAAUCGAGGAUUAACUUCACCUUUUUAUGCUCAUUCAAAUUAUUAUAUUGUAUAUAUAUAUAAUUUUUGUUCUUCGUUUUUACUUCAUUCAUGUAUUUUUAGUCACCUAAACCAUAGGUAUACAUUUUUUAUUUUCUUGGCAAAUCCGAAAAAAACUGCUUCCAAAAUAGGAACAGAUCAUUGUGCUGACUAUGUAUAGAAGGUGCAAUUCUCAUUUCUUCAGUAUUUUUUUCUCUCAUCAUCUCCCACGAGACCACAACCUCCUCGGUGUUUUCUCCGAAUUUUUUCAAUCUCAUUUUCCGUUUUUAUCCCUUCAAAUUUCCACAACAUUUGCCCUUUAAUCUCUCGCUUCCUUUCGUUAAUUGUUCUCGCUCACUCGCUCAAGUAUUUAUUUCAUUUAAAUUUAUUAUUUUCAUUAUUUUUACGCUUUUUUUUCCUUUUUGCUUUUUUUUGUUACUUGAAUUAUUAUUAUUAUUUUUCUUCUCGUCUAGACGGUGGUACACUUGGUAGGGUGCUCAGGGCUGCUAGGCACAGAUAAUUGACUCGCAAAUAACUCUUUAAACAACAUUAGAGCGUACGACAUACAGUACAAUGCAAAGUACGUAUAUGUAUUUAUACACAAGAUAAUUUCUUAAAUUCUUCAAAUUCAUUAAAAUUUUCAUCGCAAUUUUGGUAAGAUCAAUGUAUAAAUAUAUAUACAUACACACAUUAAUCCAGAAUUUUUUUUAUUCGUAGAGUUAAUUAAUUAUUAUUAAUGCAUCGCGCAAUUGUUAGUGAAGUGACUGUGUUCAUAUCUGUUUUAUUAUCUUAUUAGUGUCGAAAAUUUAAUUAAAAUCAUUCAAUUAAUUUCAAUCAAUCAUUUGUUCCUGUAUUCUGUUCUCCCUCCUCAUCAUUAUUUACUAUAAUGUAAUAUGUAUGAGCGAAUUGUUAUUGUACUAAAUAUCAUUCUACCGCUUUUGAAAUACAUUCAAAUUUAUUACAUACGUAGAUAUGUACGGCGGCACAAUGGGCAAUUAAUUAUUUUCACGUAUUCUCAUUAAAUUUUCAAUCCCAACAAAUGUAAAAACGUAAAAUCACAUAUACCAAUUAAUCGAAUCACUUGUGAUGUGUGUAAUUAUCGUAAAAUCAUCGUAAUCGAUGACUCAUUAUUUCUCACUAAAAAUUAAUUCACUAUUAUUUAUUUAGCCCAUUAUAACCCGGUACUUGGAGUUUUUUUUUGUUGAUUAACUAUUAUUUAAUGUAUAAUAUGUAUUUUGUAUAAUCAACAAAUUAUCGUUACAUCUAGUUUGUCUUUUGACGCAGCGAUGGGAAGACAGAGCAUAAGACCAUUAUUAUUUAAUUUAUUUCAUUAAAUUGGGGUCUGGAUUAGGAUUCGAGGAUAUCUGGGAAAAUAGGGGUAUGGGGAGAGGGUGAUUUUUUUUUAUUUUAAGCUCAGGAACACGAAAUUUUAAUUCUUUCCUUCAUCAGAGACAUCAAUCCCUCUUUAUAUUUUCAUAAAAUUGUUCCUGAGGGUAACAGUUACUACACUUUCAUAUUCACCAAAAGAAAAAUUUGGUGAAUAAGAAACCUAACACUUAAGAACAUUGAUAUGACACACGGUAAUUUCGGAUGCUUACAACCUGAUAUGUAAUGGAAGAGUGAUUACAAGAUAAAGAGGUGCUGGGGAAGGAGGGGUUUCAAGGGGCACUGGUAAUACUUGAUUUUUGCUAAAGGCUAAUGCGCUUAUUGUUCUCGCAAUUCUUGACUAUUUUUUUUUUAAUGUCUUCGUUAUUUAUUUACAAACGUCUGAAGACGCCCAACUGCAUUACACUAAAAUCUGCAAUUGUCUCAGGGUUUUAACAAUUGUCAAUUAUUACGAGAAAAAAAAAAACUCCAGCAAUUCUACACGUUUACGCUCCUCUCUCACGGAUUUAACGAAGAAAAAACAAAAAACAUAAUUUCAAUGGGUGAAUAAGUGAUGCAAUAUCGACGAUAAUUAAACGAUAACGUAACAUAAUGUAAUAAUAACGAUAUGUUUUCUAUCAGCUAUUUAACUCUAAUUAAAUUUAAAAUCUAAUACCAUACAUUCAUUGAAUUUUCAAUCGACAGAGAAUGAACUUCAAGGUUUUGAUCGAUUAAUCAAUUAUAAUUAAGUUCCAAUUUAUAGGAAAUUGGUGGUAUAAAUAAUAAAUUUUCCAUUGUUUCACCAUAUUACUCGAUGAAACUGUACCACUUGGAUUCUACUGAAUUUCUGUUGCAGAUAUAUACAUACAGGGGAUAUGUAUCAAUUAUAAUUUCAGCAAAAAAAUUUCAUCGCGUCCAUUCGUUUACAUAACGCAAUUAUUGACAUUUUUUUUUUACUUUUCUCUGUUUUCUCUUUACAACCCUAAUUCGCAGUACGUGGGCAUGUACCUUAAUUAAGUCGAGAAAAAUCAUGUCUUAGGAUAAUCAGUAUGAUAUACGUCUAAUAUAUAUAUAUAUAUAUCAAUAUAUAUAUAUUAGAAUAUGUAUAUAUAAUUUUUUGCGAUACCACAGUGGAAUCGUACCUAAUACAAUUAAAAUUUGAUUUUGUACAUAGCUUUUAUUCCAUUCACCGGGGGAGGAGGUCAUUAAUACUGGAAGUAACUGGCGCUAUAUACUUUUUAGUUAAUGUGAGACAUAAAUUCCGUGACAACACAGAAUUCAAUGGAUAAUGAAAUAAAAUAAAUGUAAUGAGUACGAAUGAGACAGUUAAUGGCUGUGAUUAAGCCUUGGCGCAGGUCUUUAACAAUUGAUUGCAUUCUUCUGCCGGUGAAUGGCAUAGUCUUUACAUGUUUACAUUAUUCCAUUUUUUAUUUUCUUGAAUUUACACGCUCUCAUCACGGUAUAUCCCCUUCUACUCGGAGAUCACUUGUUUUACUUAUUUAUUUAGAGCAAAUGCAAAUUCAAUAGUGUAAUUUUUCAUUAUUUCCUCGUCAUCAUCCACACCGCUAUGGGAUUUUUAAUUGGAGUCGUUGGUGACGUAAUUGAGUUUUUGGAUGAAUUCUUUUCGUUGGGAAGUAAAUCAAAUAAUUAUAAAUUUUUCAGUCUGAAAUAUUCGGGAAUAUCGAGGAGAUGUAGCCAAUCAGAUGUCACUGUUUGCUGGGAAUGAAAAAAAUUGAGAGUUGACCAUUGAAUUUUGUAUUUGUCCAUGAAAAAAAAUUCAUGAAAAACUCGAAUUGCGACGGAAUUUCGAUCAGAAUUUUAUUCUCAAAUUUUUCGUGCUCAUUGGAAA